Molecule: messenger RNA, 1491 nt
Organism: Geodia barretti
Lineage: Eukaryota; Metazoa; Porifera; Demospongiae; Tetractinellida; Geodiidae
Source: the annotation of a GenBank genome assembly
AUGCGCCAGAUGUUGCGCGUCGCGCAGCAGGGCGUGGAGCCGCUGACUGACGAAGUGAUGCGGCUGGCGAUGCGCAAGGCGGCGAGCGACUUCGACGACAGGCACGGCGGCUUCGGCUUGCAGCCCAAGUUCCCUCAACCAAUGACCUAUGAGUUCCUGCUGCGUCACUAUCUGCGAACCGAGGACGCGGACGCGCUUCACAUGGUCGAGCUUACAUUGCAGCGCAUGGCGAUGGGCGGCAUAUACGACCAGAUUGGCGGCGGGUUUCAUCGCUAUUCGACCGACACAUUCUGGCUCGUACCGCACUUCGAAAAGAUGCUCUACGACAACGCGCUGCUUGUGCGCCUCUACUUGCAUGCAUACCAGAUUACGGGCAAUCCGAUGUACAGUCGCAUCGUGGAGGAGACGCUGGAAUAUGUGACGCGCGAGAUGACAUCGCCUGAAUAUAAACCAGAGGCGCUGGGAGAUGAGGACGGCGAGAUAUUCUGCCGAUACUACGGGGUAACAACGCACGGCAACUUUGAGGGGCGCAACAUCCUACGCGUGGCGAUGGACGCCGCAAACCUCGCGCGCGAAGAGGGGCUUGACGCCUCUGGGUUUGGCGAGCUACUGAACCGGUCGAGGGCUAAGCUGCUUGAAGUGCGGAAUGAGAGGAUUGCGCCCGCACUGGACGACAAGAUACUGACUUCGUGGAACGGGCUGAUGCUUGCCGCUUUCGCUGAAGCGGCGGCGGUACUCGGUCGCAGGGACUACGCCGAAAUCGCCGAGCGUAACGCGGAGUUCCUGCUGACUAACCUUCUCAGGGAUGGCAGGCUGCUUCGCACGUACAAGGACGGUCGCGCCAAGCUGAAUGGUUACCUAGAAGACUACGCAUUCAUGAUAGACGGACUGCUUGCGCUUCACGAGGUCAACUUCAGCCGCGACACGCUUGAUGCGGCGAUUCGGCUGGGCAAUGCAAUGGUGGAGCUGUUCUGGGAUGCGGCGUCGGGGCAAUUCUUCGAUACCGGACACGACCACGAGGAGCUUGUGGUGCGCCCCAAAGAUGUCACAGACAACGCGAUUCCUUGCGGGAGUUCAAUGGCGGUGGAUGUGCUGCUGCGCCUUGCCGUUAUCACGGGCGACGGUGAUAUGGAGCGGCGGGCAUCGACGGCAUUGCGCUCCAUGCGUCAACUUAUGAUGACCUUUCCCACGGCUGCCGGACACUGGCUAGGCGCUCUCGAUUUCUACCUAUCACGCGCUAAGGAAAUCGUCAUUGUCGGUGAGCGGGGCGACUCCGGUACGGAUGCGCUGUUGGCAGAGGCGUACCGCCAUUACAUUCCCAAUCGCGUGCUGCUUGGCGCGAGCGGUGGCGAAACUGAGGCGAACGGCCUGCCGCUGCUUGCUGACAGACGCAAGGUCGAUGGGUUGCCUACGGCGUACCUGUGUGAGAACUAUGUUUGCCAACUUCCGGUGACAGAUCCGAUGGCAUUCGCAAGGCAGCUUGUGGACUGA